Messenger RNA from Strongylus vulgaris, 776 nucleotides. The record is from the annotation of a GenBank genome assembly. Lineage: Eukaryota; Metazoa; Nematoda; Chromadorea; Rhabditida; Strongylidae.
AUGCGCAAGUUGCGCUCAUCUAUGGUGAAGUUACCCGGUGGGAAGGAAUACGAGGAAGUACGUAGAAUCAUUGGAAAUUCACUAAUUGAUCCCGAUGAUAAAGCCGGUGAUGUACUGAAGGAUGGAGACUUCGUAAUCAUUGGUACUGAAUAUCUGAGCGAUUUGGCUACAAAUGAAGUACAAAUUAUUCAUCGCGAUGAGACAGAAGAAGAGAAGGAGAGGCGUCGCUUGAAUGAUUUGGAGAGCACACGAAUUGCUCUUGAGAAGUUGGACAAACCAAGAAAGAUUAAAUUUGACUUUGAUCCCUCACCAGAAGUCCCUCUAAUGGAUAAACCCACAAAAUUGUUGGUUUUGGAUGGUGCUAGUCUAACUCCUGCUGAUCUGGUGAAAUGCGAAAGAGGUGAAUGUGUUCUACAGCUUUCUACCGAUGCAGAAGAAAGAGUCCGUAAAGGUCGCGCACUACUGGAAAAGAUAGCUACUGAGCAUAGAGGUAAGUUGAAUCUAAUCCGAUCUCAUGCCACCGCCUACGGACAGCCUUUGCAUCCAUCAAAGGCUAGAAUGCUCUUAGCCCUCAGGAUCAACGUGUUGGCCAAGGGUUAUAGCGGAAUAUCGCUGGAAAACCUUAAGAAAAUGAUAGCGGCAUUCAAUGCAUUCUGCGUAUCCUAUGUGCCUCAACAGGGUACAGUUGGGUGCAGUGGAGAUCUCGCACCAUUAGCUCAUCUCGCUCUUGGCCUCUUGGGUGAAGGUAAAAUGUGGAGCCCUAGCACUGGGUAAGU